AGAUAAAAGGCACGCAACCAGCGACGUGACCUAAUGAAAACAAACAGAAAAUGGGACGGCUGACGUGGGUCCGUAGCCUGGCAUUCGUCGAAAUUAGCCUUCCUCCUCUCUGUGGAUAUCCCUAAUUUGUUUUUGUGACUUUAAUCGUUGAAGGGGCGCGGUGACAGUACGUCUUUGAAUCGCCGGAGGGUUUGUGAUGAGCUCGGGAGCCGUUCAGCAUGGACAACGAUCUGAGCCCACAAGACAAGAAAGACCUGGACAAGUUCAUCAAAUUCUUUGCACUGAAGACAGUGCAGGUGAUUGUUCAGGCUCGCCUUGGAGAGAAGAUCUGCUCUUCCUCCUCCUCUUCGCCCACCGGCUCGGACUGGUUUAAUCUGGCAAUAAAAGAUAUCCCAGAAGUGACUCAUGAAGCAAAGAAAGCAUUAGCAGGACAGCUGCCGGGGAUUGGCAGGUCCAUGUGUGUGGAGAUCUCCCUGAAAACCUCAGAGGGAGACUCUAUGGAGCUGGAAACGUGGUGUUUGGAAAUGAAUGAAAAAUGUGACAAAGACAUCAAAGUGUCGUACACUGUUUACAACAGACUGUCGUUACUGCUCAAAUCACUGCUCGCGAUUACGAGGGUGACUCCAGCCUACAAACUGUCACGGAAACAAGGCCAUGACUAUGUUAUACUGUACAGGAUAUAUUUUGGGGAGGUGCAGCUUGCUGGACUUGGGGAAGGUUUCCAGACAGUGCGUGUGGGGCUGGUUGGUACUCCAACUGGCACCAUCACUCUGUCAUGUGCUUACAGAACAAACCUGGCCUUCAUGUCCACCAGGCAGUUUGAGAGGACGGGUCCUAUCAUGGGGAUCAUCAUCGAUCACUUCGUUGAGCGUCCUUUCCCUAACACGGGGCACAUGCAUGCAUGUGACUACAGGGCGACAGGCGAGGAAGACGGUGUCGGGUAUCCAGGGGUGGAAGACUCUCAAGAAGUGUGCACCACCUCCUUCUCAACCUCACCCCCCACACAGUGUGUAUUCACUGUAAGUAAGGCGCAUUUUAAGAGCCCUAAGCCUGCUGUGAUGGACACUCUGAAGGUGCCCAUGCUUGGCUUGUCCUUCUCGCACCAACUCUGCAGCUCUCGUCUUUCCUAUCAGCCCCCCAUGCCGGGAGCGGCCGAUCUCUGCUACCCUGCCGCCUUAAACUCGACGAACCCCCACCAGAUGGUGCUCCCUGGGAAGGAGGGAGGUGUACCCCUGAUGCCUCCACAACCGUGCCAUGGGACCCAGGCGGAACAUGGCCGCGUGUCCUCCUGCCCCCCAGCAGAUCCCGGGCACCACCUCUCUGGCAGCCCUUCCACUGGCGAGGAUGCAGAGACCUUGUCACGGAGUGGAGAGGCAAAGACUGCAUGUCGUCCUGAAGCCCUUGAGACCACGUUCACCAGGAAAGUCGGCGCUUUCGUGAAUAAACCAUCCACCCAGGUGACCACAACAGGUCUGGACUUGCCAUUUGCUGCAUUUGCUCCACGCGCGCUCAACUCCGAGGAGAACGACCCCAUGGUCCACCCACCAGAAUCUCCAACCACAGCGUCCCCGCUUCAUGGAAGCCUGCACUCCCAGGACUCUGUCGAUAGCGCUGGGCAAACACAAGAUGACUUUGUCAUGGUGGACUUUAAGCCAGCCUUCUCAAAGGAUGACCUCCUUCCCAUGGACCUGGGAACCUUCUACAGGGAGUUCCAGAAUCCGCCGCAGCUGUCCAGCCUCUCAAUUGAUGUUAGCGCACAGUCGAUGGCUGAGGACCUGGACUCGUUACCAGAGAAACUGGCCAUCUAUGAGAAGAACAUCGAUGAGUUUGAUGCGUUUGUCGACACCUUGCAGUAGAACCUCAAACUGGAUUAAAGCACAACCUGUUGUUUGUCACAUAAUGCCAAAAAAUCCCAUUAAUGCACCUAGUGGAGUCUUUCUCUUGCUUUGGUUUUCUUCCCCAUUGUAGCGUAUCAGGCUCUAUCUUAAUCUUCAUACAGAGAUCUCUUUUCUGUCUCAAGUGUUCUGCAGUAGUAUCACCGAUAAUGUUAUUCACUUCUCCUGUCAGUGGUUUUAAUAUUUUAGCUGAUCGGCGUAUGUACAUACUACUUUUUCGUUUCUGGGAGAUUGUUCUGAAAUUUCAACCUGCUCUGGGGGCAGAGGAAACAUAUGAAAGGUCCCAUUCUGAGUUCCCUUGAGCCUGUUGAUGUAAUAAUGUAGAUAAUGUACAGGCAGCGGUGCUCUGAGAAAACCAGGAUAUCUGUGUAACACUGUCCAGACUGAUUUCCAGCUGGAGUUUCUAAUGUAAAUACAAGGGUUUCCCCUGCCUGUCUACACUGCAGUCAGUCCUGGGGAGGAGACUCGCACCAUAUUAUUAUGCCUAGAGGUUGUAUAAAUAAUGUGAGGAUCCCGGUGCAGCCGCGUGGAUUAGCGCAGCUGGGUUUACACUGUUUCAGUGAGUGCUUUCUGUAAAGUAGCGUCAAGUCGUCUUUGCUUACUGCUGCCUCGGAUUUGUCUCCUUCGGGGGGGGUGGGUGGGAUUUUUGGUGUCCCGUAGAGUUAGGGAAUCUUCUGCGACAUCUUAGGUCGGAAUAUGGUGCUAGUUUACCAUUUCACUGCAGACUAGUGUCCACUUCGGAGUGCUUGUUGUGCCUGUGCUGUUCAGCUGGCCUGUCCUUUCUCCUAGGCUUUGUAAUAUGGCAUGGUUGUAAAAUAAAAUUGGACUAUUUCAAAAUGUUGCCCUGUUUUCUGA
Messenger RNA from Scleropages formosus (Asian bonytongue), 2750 nucleotides. RefSeq names its product autophagy-related protein 13-like. Gene Ontology annotation, biological process: piecemeal microautophagy of the nucleus; autophagosome assembly; mitophagy. The transcript has 18 exons. Gene Ontology annotation, cellular component: phagophore assembly site; Atg1/ULK1 kinase complex; cytosol. Bases 219 to 1856 code for a protein of 545 amino acids. NCBI's taxonomy places the organism in Eukaryota, Metazoa, Chordata, Actinopteri, Osteoglossiformes, Osteoglossidae. The record is from RefSeq and is a predicted model, not a curated record.